AUGGGCCGGGGCCGGAUGCGCGGCUACCCGCCGGGAUUGACACGGUAUGGAGAGGAUGAUGCACGAGAUUACAUCGAGCUCGAUCGGGAGGAGCAUCGGUUCCAGGUCGAGUACAACGGACGCGGCUUCGAGCCGAGCUUUGCAGGUCUAAGCCAUCGGCUAUCGGGGGCCAUGAUGGGUCUCAUCACCGCUGCGCUGCGAAAUCUGUUUGAACCCGCGGCGCCUUUGCUUCCCCCGUUAUUGCCGCAUCCGCCAAUGCGGCCACCUUUCGGCUGGGGCCGGAGCAGGCGCAGGGAACACCUAUAUCGUCAAUCGUCGUGGUUUGAUCCGGAGUUUGGCAGCGCGAAUUUCAGGUCGAAUUACAGUGCCAGGUCGGAGCACCGCUACCAUCGAGAUAACGACGACGGAUAUAUUGACGUGGACAAUGAUUCGACGACAUUUUAUGACCCAUACGACAUGCCUCUGGGUCACCCGCGGGUUAGGUUCGCCUGA
Molecule: messenger RNA, 492 nt
Organism: Beauveria bassiana ARSEF 2860
Lineage: Eukaryota; Fungi; Ascomycota; Sordariomycetes; Hypocreales; Cordycipitaceae
Exons: 1
Coding region: 1-492 (163 amino acids)
Source: RefSeq, a predicted model, not a curated record